AUGGAUAACAGAGGACAGAAGCAGAUAAAUAAUAAACCAAUUACCAGACUACGAAGUGGACACCGACAGCCGACAGCCGACAGCCGACAGCAGACCGACGCCUCAGUGAACGGCACCGCCUACGCCCCUAUGAAGGAGGGUAGCGCCGUCGCCGGAGGGGAGGAUGUGGAGAAAGAUGAGGAGAAAGAGGAGGAGGAGGAGGAGGAGGGAGAGGAAGAGGGAGAGGGAGAAUUAGUUGGAGAAGGAGGUGAAGCUCCCAAACUGGAGGACGGCUUCUACGAGAUCGAAGACAUCAGGAAGAAACGAGUUCGAAAGGGUCAAAUCCAAUACCUCAUCAAGUGGCGAGGAUGGCCGGAGACGGCCAACACCUGGGAGCCCUUAGAGAACAUCCAGACCUGUGCCGAUAUCAUCGAAGUUUUCGAAGAAAGAUCGAGGUCGCCUCGAUUACGAAAGCGCAAGCGGAGACAUGGAGGACCGUAUGGUAUCGCUGCCCAGAAGAAGCGCUGCGUCCAAAAUGAGGAAUUAAAAACGAUUCUUACAUCUCUCAAUCAGAUAGAUUCCAUUUGCAAUUCAGUGGUAGGUGCUGAUGCUGCUAAAAACAACCAACAAGUUGAGAGGGCAGAAGUAGUGGAGAAGGAAAUUGGAGAGUCAAAGAACAAGAGCAGAGAUGAGGAGAUCGAGGUGACUUUAUCUCGAGUGGAUAAUGGACAGAGCCUAGAGGCUCUUAAUUCAACAGAGCAGAUUGGAACAAAUGGGCACGCUUCUUUGAGCCCUCCUUGUGGUCGGGAGGAGGAUGGUUCAUUAGAUGGGUUCUCGAAGGUGGAAUGCACCCAGGCACUACCGGCCAAUAUACCUACUGGUGCAAAGAGGAGGAAAUCUGGGUGCGUGAGAAGGUUCACACAGGGUUCUGUAACUGGUCAACAGGAUGAGCAGCAAACAGUAACUGCAAGAAAGGAAACUGGACCUUGUGGCAAAGGGGAAAAGUUUGAGAAUGCACAUGUUUCUGAAUUUGAUGACAAAAAUAAGUUGGAUGAUGCUGGAAAGUCACCUUCAAUCACAAAGCUUUUAAAGCCAGUUCGUUUCUAUGCUUCUGUAGUAAACAAUGUGCAACAAGUAUCCAUAACGUUCAAGGCUCUUAGGUCUGACGGAAAAGAAGUCCUUGUUGAUGAUAAAGAACUGAAAGCUAAAAACCCAUUGUUGUUAAUCAGUUUCUACGAGCAACACAUUCGCUACAGCCCAAACCAAUGAUCUAUUUCAACAAAGUAUAUCGACAAUUUCCUUCAUAAAGCAUGCCGGAGACUGUGGUAGUUAAUUAUAUGCUUACAAAUGGUAGGCUGGAUCUUUUUCCAUGCAAAUACCAAUCAAGAUGGUUUGAGCUUUUUUAUAUUUUCUUGUGAAGUACGUGUUGUAGCAUUGGCAACUAAGAAUCUGAUGUUUGUAUCAUUACGUUACCACGCAUUCCCGUGUAUAUAACUUUUAUCGACAAAUUCUUUUUGUCAA
Zingiber officinale is the source of this 1500-nucleotide messenger RNA. RefSeq names its product probable chromo domain-containing protein LHP1. NCBI's taxonomy places the organism in Eukaryota, Viridiplantae, Streptophyta, Magnoliopsida, Zingiberales, Zingiberaceae. Gene Ontology annotation, biological process: heterochromatin formation. The transcript has 6 exons. The record is from RefSeq and is a predicted model, not a curated record. Gene Ontology annotation, cellular component: nucleus. Bases 1 to 1248 code for a protein of 415 amino acids.